AUGUCUCAGAAUGAUCUGACGGAUGAGUUCUGCGAGUCGGCCAGCAACCUCCUGGGCGAUGUUCGCCUACCCAAGAAUGCCAGGCUCAAAAUCUACGCGCCGCGUAUGACUACACCCAUGCGCUCGUUUCAACAUCUGGAUAUCUUUGGAGUCGGUGUGAGGACACCUAGUCUUGACAACUUGAUGACACGGAGCCUUGAGCUCUUUUCUGGAAGUCUCUGUUUUACUUCAUUUGAGGAAUACAAGAACUUCCGUUACUUUUUGGGACUUUUCACUGAUAACAUGGUGGCAUCCCAGGCGAUGGAGUGA
Penicillium paradoxum is the source of this 309-nucleotide messenger RNA. RefSeq lists its product as uncharacterized. The transcript has 2 exons. The coding region runs from base 1 to 309 and encodes 102 amino acids. NCBI's taxonomy places the organism in Eukaryota, Fungi, Ascomycota, Eurotiomycetes, Eurotiales, Aspergillaceae. The record is from RefSeq and is a predicted model, not a curated record.